AUGUCAGCUACAUCAGUUAAAAAACUAUGUAGAGAUUUAGGCAUUAAGCGUUGGCCACACAGGAAGUUACAAAGAAUAGAGGGAGAAAUAAAAAAAAUAGACGAAUCAAUGAAAGAUCCUUCUAAAACUUCUUUUGAAAGAAAUCAAUACCAUGAGCGAUACCUUGAAUUAAUACAAUUGAAACAACAAGUCUAUGAUGAUCCAAAUAUCCCUUUAAGUAACCCUCCAAAAAAAAAGUAUUAUUGUAAAUCAACACCAAAUCCAAAACCAUUUCAUCAAAUCAAAUUUCAACUGAAUGGAAAAACAAUUCCUAUCUCAUGCUCAGCACCUCUCAGCUCAAUAGUUUUUGGUCCUGAUUAUUUAGGUGUGAUUAUUUCACAACAACCUAACAUAACACCACCUGAUUGUCCAAUACCUGAAGCUGAGUCUUAUGAAAUUAGUUGUCUUCCUUCUGAAGAUCCUUUACAACAAAGUUAA
Entamoeba histolytica HM-1:IMSS is the source of this 477-nucleotide messenger RNA. RefSeq lists its product as uncharacterized. NCBI's taxonomy places the organism in Eukaryota, Evosea, Mastigamoebida, Endamoebidae. The coding region runs from base 1 to 477 and encodes 158 amino acids. The record is from RefSeq and is a predicted model, not a curated record. The transcript has 3 exons.